Vigna umbellata (rice bean) is the source of this 1579-nucleotide messenger RNA. Its product is annotated as P-loop containing nucleoside triphosphate hydrolases superfamily protein. Gene Ontology annotation, biological process: tail-anchored membrane protein insertion into ER membrane. Gene Ontology annotation, cellular component: GET complex. Gene Ontology annotation, molecular function: ATP hydrolysis activity; ATP binding. NCBI's taxonomy places the organism in Eukaryota, Viridiplantae, Streptophyta, Magnoliopsida, Fabales, Fabaceae. The record is from RefSeq and is a predicted model, not a curated record.
UAUAUGUGUGAUUGAUGAGAUCAAGAUUUGGAUUCGUUUCGUACUCUGGAAAAAUGAGUCAAAAAAAACUCUGAAACGAAAUUCACAUGUUGUUGAAAUUGAAGGAUAAAGAAACACAGGAAGAAGAGGAAGAAGAAGAAGAAGAAAAAGAGUUGUGUGAAUAAAGGGGUGAAUUAGGUUUGUGAUCGAUUGAUUGAUCGAAGAGAGAAGAGAUAGGGAAAUGGGGGAUCAAGUUGAGGGAACGGUUCAGAACAUUCUGGAUCAGGAUACUCUGAAGUGGGUCUUCGUCGGUGGCAAAGGCGGCGUUGGUAAAACGACAUGCAGUUCGAUUAUCUCCAUUCUCCUUGCAACCGUUCGCUCUUCCGUCCUCAUCAUCUCCACCGACCCUGCUCAUAAUCUCAGUGACGCAUUUCAGCAGCGUUUCACCAAAAUCCCCACUCUCGUCAAUGGCUUCUCCAACCUUUAUGCCAUGGAGGUGGAUCCUACCGUUGAUCAUGAGGAUAUGGGUGGCGCUGAUGGGAUGGACAGUUUGUUCUCCGAACUAGCCGGCGCUAUUCCCGGAAUUGAUGAGGCCAUGAGCUUUGCUGAGAUGUUGAAAUUGGUCCAGACCAUGGAUUAUUCUGUUAUUGUAUUUGAUACUGCUCCCACUGGUCAUACGCUCAGACUGUUGCAAUUCCCAACAGUUUUAGAAAAGGGUCUUGCAAAAGUAAUGUCUUUGAAAAAUAAAUUCGGUGGUUUGUUUAAUCAGAUGACUCGUAUGUUUGGCAUGGGUGAGGAUUUUGGAGAUGAUGCAAUUCUUGGGAGGCUUGAAGGCAUGAAGGAUGUAAUUGAACAAGUUAAUAAGCAAUUCAAAGAUCCGGACAUGACAACCUUCGUCUGUGUUUGUAUUCCCGAAUUCCUUUCUCUAUAUGAAACAGAAAGACUGGUUCAGGAACUUGCAAAGUUUGAAAUUGACACCCACAAUAUCAUCAUUAAUCAAGUAAUCUUUGAUGACGAAGAUGUUGAAUCCAAGUUACUUAAGGCAAGAAUGAAAAUGCAAAAGAGAUAUCUGGAUCAGUUUUACAUGUUGUAUGAUGACUUCAAUAUUACCAAGCUUCCAUUGCUCCCAGAAGAGGUUACUGGGGUUGAAGCUCUGAAAGCGUUUUCUAGACAUUUUACAUCACCAUAUCAAUCCUUAGCUAGUGGAGGAGACCAUGUAGAACGGUUACAGCGCAAAUUAGCAGCCCUACAACGACAGAUACAUGAGACUGAGGAAGAAUUGGAGAGAAUCAGAAGGGGCAUCUAGGCUUGACGGUCUCUAUCCAUGAAUAAUGUCAUUAUUGUACGCCUUUUUGUUUAACAUUAUUUUUUAGCUUACAUUUGAUAAAGCAUCUUUUUCUUAGUUGGCCCGCCAACACAAGUCAUUCUCUAUAUGCUUUCAUUUUAAGGUCAUAGUGAGCUUUCUUAUGUAACUCCAAAAGGUUAUUACUGAGGUUAGUCUAAUUUGUUUCAUGAAUAUUCUUUACUUGUCUUGUAUUUUUAUAAUUCAUAUUCUGAGAUGGAUAAUUUCUUAUCAAUAUUCUUCUUUGUUUUGUUUAAA